Thrips palmi is the source of this 2440-nucleotide messenger RNA. RefSeq names its product crossover junction endonuclease MUS81 (gene mus81). Gene Ontology annotation, molecular function: crossover junction DNA endonuclease activity; DNA binding; 3'-flap endonuclease activity. The transcript has 12 exons. The record is from RefSeq and is a predicted model, not a curated record. Gene Ontology annotation, biological process: mitotic intra-S DNA damage checkpoint signaling; resolution of meiotic recombination intermediates; double-strand break repair via break-induced replication. The coding region runs from base 371 to 2227 and encodes 618 amino acids. Gene Ontology annotation, cellular component: nucleus; Holliday junction resolvase complex. Lineage: Eukaryota; Metazoa; Arthropoda; Insecta; Thysanoptera; Thripidae.
UCCGCAUGGCACUCAGGCUAAAGAGUAAUUAGCGAUAAUUCAACAAACAGUCUCUCAAUUUCUGAAAAAGAAAAGAAGUGAGGGAAUGCCCAUUGAAAAACAUAAUGCUUGGUUUGCAGAAAACAGCUUGCUGCAUAUUCUAGGUGUUUCAUGAACAAUAAUUUCCUCAGAAAACAAGAUUCUCAUCUAGUGGUUCUUGAGGUCGAAAGGGGACUCCAGCUUUUCUAGGUACCUCUGCUUCUAGAGCCUGCUACAGGACUUCUAGGUGCAGGGCUCUACCCCUCCCCCCUCCCCUCCCCUCCCCUCGUUGUUUGUUUACGUCUGCCGGCGGCGGGAAAGCCAAACCUAACCAAAACUUUGGCCGUCAGUGAUGGAACCUCUUAAUCCAAAUAUGAAGCGGAUUAAGAAAGCACCACAGAAGUGCCCAAAUCCUCUAUUUGAAGAAUGGCUGGAGCAGUGGCGUCUUGAGGCAGUUGAAAAAGGAUCAGACAUGCAGUACUGCUUUGGAAAGGCCGUGAAAUCUCUACGAAAAUAUCCGCUCCUCUUGAGAAGUGGAAGAGACUGUAUGAUAUUGGAAUGUUUUGGGAACCGUUUAUGCCAACUGUUGGACCGAAAGCUUGCUGACUACCGUAAAACACACCCUGAAAUUGAUGAUAUUCCUCCUGAUGAAAAUACGCCGGCCCAGGUAGCCGCUCCACCACCUGCUAAAAAGAGGAAAACACCCAAAAAGAAGAAUGUUGCUACCAAUGCAAAGGAUCAUCAUGAAGAAGAAGAUGGAGAACCAUUAGAAAAAAUUCCACGCCGCAAUGGCGGAAGAAAAUAUGUACCAGCUUGGCGUUCUGGGCCUUAUGCAAUACUUAUAACAUUACUAACGCAAGAGAACAGCCCCAACUACCCAGGUUUUAUGUUAAAAUCUGAACUUCAAGAUGCAGCUCAGCCCCUAUGUGACAAGUCAUUCACGCGACCUGACCCAGGUUCUCAAUAUACUGCAUGGUCCUCAAUGUCUACUUUAGUGAAGAAGGGCCUUGUUAACCGAUGCAGUUGCCCUGCAAAGUUCUCUCUCACUGAUGAAGGACGAGAUAUGGCAAGACUGCUGAAAGAGAAAGGUGAGGAAGAUGCAGACACAUUCUCACCCUCAACAGAAGAGCCCUCAAGUGCCAACACUGAAUGUAACAAAGUAGGAAACAGCAAGGCCAAAGUCAAACCUAGCACUGCCAAGACUACAACUACUGCUAGUGACUGGCAAGAGUCUGCGUCAUCAAGCAAGACAUUACCUGCAGCACAGGGAGUCUCCAAACAAAGAAACAAAAACUUGCCAUCUCCACUAAAGAAUUUUGGACUUCAAGAACCAACAAGCAGCAAUGCCUCUGAUGCAUCAGUUGUGCUGGAAAGUGGAAGUUUUGAUGUGAUUCUCCUAGUGGAUACAUGUGAAACUGGAGGUGCAACAAAGAAGAACCACAACCAAACAGUGUCAGAACUUAGUAAAAUGAAUGUACCUUUUGAAGUUAGGAAGUUAGAACUUGGUGAUUUUCUUUGGAUUGCAAGAAGUAAGACUUCCAAAGAAGAUGAGUUAGUAUUGCCUUAUAUUGUUGAACGCAAACGAAUGGAUGACCUGGGGGGUAGUAUCAAAGAUGGUCGUUUUAAAGAGCAAAAGUUCCGUUUGAAGCAGAGUGGUAUUCAAAACCUAAUUUACUUAGUGGAAAGCCAUGGGUCUGAUCAGCAUGUUGGUUUACCUUUGAGCACAGUGCAACAAGCAGCUGUUAACACCCAGGUGGUUGAUGGAUUCAUUGUUAAACACACAAUUGAUCAUCUACACUCCAUGGCGUACUUGGCUUCACUUACACGUAUUUUAGGACGAACAUUUUUGAAUAAAACACUUUUGGGAUGUCCUAAGAAGGAUUUGGCUAAUUUUACAAUGUCAGAUGAUUUCAUAACUCUAAUAAAAUUUCAGGAGUUUAAACAUAGUUCAAAGAAAACCAAGAAUUUCACAGUCAAGGAGAUGUUAAUCCGCCACCUAGUCCAAUUGAAACAUCUGUCUGUCGAAAAGGCAAUUGCAAUCGUCGGACGAUACCCUACCCCACAAGCCUUAAUUCAAGCAAGCAAAUUUGGUGGACAUGAUGCGAUGUUUGCAGAUAUUCCUUGUCUUGGUACUGCAACAUGUAGAAAUGUAGGCCCUGCUACCAGUAAAGCUGUUCAUUAUAUGUACACUACUGAAAGAUUGCAUUAGGUUUGCUUCCUGGGAUAUUUGUGCCAUACUUCUUUUUUUUUUCUUUCCUUUAUUUUAACUUUUUUUUAAAAUUCUUGGGGAGAAAUGUUGCCUUAAAGACAUUCUACAUACUCCCUGAUAUUGUUUUAAUUAUGCAUGCAGCUGUUCUGAGAUUAAAAGGAAAAACAGUACUGUUUGACACUUGUUUAUUACAAUAAAUUGUUACUUUACAUA